AAAAUAAGGAAAUGAUGACAAGGCAGAUUUCUUAGAGCUCCAACAGCAAACUAUUUGAUCUUUUGAAAAUACAGUUAGAUUUCCCUCCACACAUUUCUCCAUUGCCUUAUCCUUUCACUUUCUCUGCCUUCUUCCUUUCUUUCUUUUUUCUUUCCCUCCAAACAAAAAGAAAAUAUAAUCACAGAAACCCAUUAACAAAAAUCACAGCAUCUGCACACCUGAAACCGUAGUUUCACCAUUCCGAAUGGCUAGCAAAUUAGCCUUCUCUUUGACUUUCCCUCGUGUCUACUCUGCUCCUAUUCUGAAACCACUCAUUUCUUUAUCUUCUUCGUCAAGAAUUCACUCCAGUCACCUCCACGGAAAGCAUUUAUCUGUUCGUCGCAGAAUUCUUUUGCUUCCAAUCAAAGCUACUGCUGAUCAACAACAAGUCUCAGGUUGCCAGGAAAGUUCAUGUUCUGAUCCUGAUAUGUUUUCAGGUAAAGUGGAAGGAGAUGAAGUCGUUGAUGGUAAAAUUCUGCAGUACUGUAGCAUAGACAAGAAAGAUAAAAAGUCAAUAGGUGAAAUGGAGCAGGAGUUUCUUCAAGCUCUGCAAGCUUUUUACUAUGAGGGAAAAGCAAUAAUGUCGAAUGAAGAAUUUGAUAAUCUCAAGGAAGAACUAAUGUGGGAAGGAAGCAGUGUUGUUAUGCUAAGUUGUGAUGAACAGAAGUUUUUGGAAGCCUCAAUGGCUUAUGUAUCAGGAAAUCCAAUUAUGAGUGAUGAAGAGUUUGAUCAAUUGAAGCUAAGAUUGAAGCAAGAAGGCAGUGAGAUUGUAGUAGAGGGUCCGCGGUGCAGUCUUCGUAGUAGAAAGGUUUACAGUGAUCUAUCUGUUGACUACUUAAAAAUGUUCCUGCUGAACGUCCCUGCCGCUGUUGUUGCACUAGGCUUGUUUUUUUUCUUGGAUGAUCUUACAGGAUUUGAAAUUACAUAUCUUUUGGAGCUUCCAGAGCCAUUCAGCUUUAUCUUCACAUGGUUUGCUGCAGUGCCUGUCAUAGUCUGGUUAUCUCUGUCUUUCACAAAUGCAAUUGUGAAAGAUUUCUUGAUCCUGAAGGGCCCAUGCCCCAACUGUGGUACUGAAAAUCAGUCCUUCUUCGGAACAAUAUUGUCCAUUUCCAGUGGUGGUACCACCAACAGCGUCAAAUGCUCAAAUUGUGGAACUGAUAUGGUGUACGAUUCCAAGACACGAUUGAUUACACUGCCAGAAGGAAGCAAUGCUUGAUUAGAGGAUCAGUCAAUUUACGGGAUACUGAUAAUACACAGGUGCUACUACCUCGUAAAGUUGGAAGUGAGCAAUGUCACCUUAUAUGGAUGGAGAGGGAACUUUCAGAUGUGUACUCUGUAAUGCAUCUCUACUGUUAUGUUAAUAUUGUAAUUGUAAGUAAAUGCUUCAUACAUCGACCUUUGAUAGGCUUCCAGUAAAAGAUGAGAUCAAACUUGUAA
Molecule: messenger RNA, 1476 nt
Organism: Ricinus communis (castor bean)
Lineage: Eukaryota; Viridiplantae; Streptophyta; Magnoliopsida; Malpighiales; Euphorbiaceae
Product: PGR5-like protein 1B, chloroplastic
Exons: 11
Coding region: 245-1255 (336 amino acids)
Biological process (GO): photosynthetic electron transport in photosystem I
Cellular component (GO): chloroplast thylakoid membrane
Molecular function (GO): oxidoreductase activity, acting on iron-sulfur proteins as donors
Source: RefSeq, a predicted model, not a curated record